Molecule: messenger RNA, 1275 nt
Organism: Malassezia japonica
Lineage: Eukaryota; Fungi; Basidiomycota; Malasseziomycetes; Malasseziales; Malasseziaceae
Gene: AAT1
Product: aspartate transaminase
Exons: 1
Coding region: 1-1275 (424 amino acids)
Biological process (GO): biosynthetic process; L-aspartate catabolic process
Cellular component (GO): mitochondrion
Molecular function (GO): L-aspartate:2-oxoglutarate transaminase activity; pyridoxal phosphate binding
Source: RefSeq, a predicted model, not a curated record
AUGAGUGCUCGUCUGCUGUGCCGUACUGCGCGUCCCCUCCUUCGCACGCCGUGUGCUGUGCGCUUCCAGAGCGUCUGGGCUGGUGUGCCCGCCGGUCCGCCCGACCCGAUUCUGGGUGUGACUGAGGCCUUCAAGAAGGACACGGACCCGCGCAAGAUUAACCUGGGUGUCGGUGCCUACCGUGACGGCAACGGCAAGCCGUACGUCCUCCCCUCGGUGCGCGAGGCGGAGACGCAGAUCGUCUCCGAGAAACUCGACAAGGAGUACCUCCCCAUCACUGGUCUGGCCAAGUUUGAUGCGCUCGCUGCGAAGCUGGCCUACGGCAAGGACUCGCUUCCCCUGAACGAGGGCCGCAUCGCUACGACGCAGACUAUCUCGGGUACCGGUGCGCUGCGUGUCGGUGGUGAGUUCCUCGCGCGCCACUACCCCGGUGCCAAGGCGAUCUACGUGCCGACGCCGACGUGGGGUAACCACAUCCCCAUCUUUAAGAACUCGGGUCUCGAGGUGAAGCACUACGCCUACUACGACAAGAACACGGUCGCGCUCGACUUUGACGGCCUGAUCCGCGACCUGCAGGGUGCGCCGAACAAGAGCAUCAUCCUCCUGCACGCCUGCGCCCACAACCCCACCGGUGUCGACCCGACGCAGGAGCAGUGGCGCCAGAUUGCCGACGUCGUCAAGGAGAAGGAGCACUUCCCCUUCUUUGACAUGGCCUACCAGGGCUUUGCCAGCGGCGACACGGACCGCGACGCGUUCGCCGUGCGCCACUUUAUCGAGCAGGGCCUCGAGAUUGCUCUGUCGCAGAGCUUUGCCAAGAACAUGGGCAUGUACGGUGAGCGUACCGGUCUCUUUUCGCUCGUCACCGGCUCCGCCGAGGAGAAGGCGCGCGUCGAGAGCCAGCUCAAGAUCACCGUGCGCCCGAUGAUCUCGAACCCGCCCCUGCACGGCGCGCGCAUCGCCGCACAGAUCCUCGGCGACGAGGCUCUCUACGGCCAGUGGCUCGACGAGGUCAAGGGUAUGGCUGACCGCAUCAACGGCAUGCGCGCCACGCUCAAGAGCCUCCUGGUCGACGAGUUCGGCUCGAAGCGCAACUGGGACCACAUCACCAACCAGAUUGGCAUGUUUGCGUUCCUCGGCAUCUCGCCCGAACAGGUCGAGCAGCUGAAGAACGAGCACCACAUCUACCUCACCAAGGACGGCCGUAUCUCGGUCGCGGGCAUCACGGAGCACAACGUGAGGCACCUCGCCGAGUCGCUCGCCAAGGUGACUGCGUAG